AUGGGUAAAACAACUACUACAAGGGAAACAACUGCAGUAGGUAAAAUAACUACUUUAGAAAAAACAUCUACUGCAGGAGAGAUAUCUAAUACAGGUAAAUCAAGUACAGAAGAUGAAACAACAACUGCAGGAGAAACAACUACUACAGAAGAAAUAUCUACUACAGAUAAAUCAACUACAACUGCAGGAGAAACAAUUGCUGCAGAAAAAACGACUACUACUGGAGAAAAAAUUACAGUAGGAGAAACAACAGCUGUAGAAGAAACAUCUGCUACAUUAGAACAAACAACUAUUACAAAAGAAACUACUAAUACAGGAGAAUCCACUUCAAAAGGAGAAACAACUAAAACAGGAGAAACAACUAAUGCAGGAGAAACAACUAUUACAGGAACAAUAGCUACAGUAGGAGAAAUAUCUAAUACAGGUAAAUCAACUACAACUAAUGGAGAAACAACUACAGUAGGAAAAUCAACUACUGCAGGAAAAACAGCUUCUGCAGAAGAAAUGUCUACUACAGGUAAAUCAACUUCUGUAAGUGAAACAACAACUGCAGAAGAAACAACUACUACAGGAGAAAUAUCUAAUACAGGUAAAUCAACUACAACUGCAGGAGAAACAACUACUGCAGAAAAAACAAUUAAUGUUGGAGAAACAACUACUGCAGGAGAAAUAUUUAAUACAGAUAAAUCAACUACAACUGGAGGAGAAACAACUAUGGUAGAAAAAACAAAUACAACUGGAGAAACAAUUACAGAAGGAGAAACAACUACUUUAGAAGAAACAACUAUUAAAGGAGAAAACACUAUAAUAGGAGAAAAAACUACUGCAGAAAAAACAACAUUAAAUGAUCAAUCGAUGACGACUUCUGAAAUAACAGAAGGAGAAAUGCCAAUUUUGAUCCAAACAACUGCAUCAAGUUUAGAAACUCCUGUUUCAUUGAGCAAAGAAACAUCAAUUUAUUAUUCAACAACAACUUCUCAUAUAACAAAAGGAGAAAGACCAAUUUUGAUCCAAACAACUUUAACCACUUUAGAAACCCCUGUUUCAUUAAGUAAAACAACAUCAAUGGAUCAUUCAACAACAACUUCUCAUAUAACAAAAGGAGAAAUGCCAAUAUCGAUCCCAAUAACUUCAACAACUUUAGAAACUUCUUUUUCAAUAACCAAAACAUCAUCAAUUGAUCAUUCAACAACAACUUCUAGUAUAACAAAAGGAGAAAUACCAAUAACGAUCCAAACAACUUCAACGACUUUAGAAACUCUUGUUUCAAUAAGUAAAACAACAUCAAUUGAUGAAUUUACAACAACUUCUCACAUAACAAAUGGAGAAAGACCAAUUUCGAAUCAAACAACUUCAAAGACUUUAGAAAUUCCUGUUUCAAUAAGUAAAAUAACAUCAAUUGAUCAUUCAACAACAACUUCUCAUUUAACAAAAGGAGAAAUGCCAAUAUCGAUUGAAACAACUUCAACAUCUUUAGAAACUUCUUUUUCAGUCAGCCAAACAACAUCAAUUGAUCAUUCAACAACAACUUCUCAUUUAACAAAAGGAGAAAUGCCAAUAUCAAUCCUUACAACUUCAACAACUUUAGAAACUUCUUUUUCAGUAAGCCAAACAACAUCAAUUGAUCAUUCAACAACAACUUCUCAUAUAACAAAAGGAGAAAUGCCAAUAUCAAUCCAAACAACUUCAACAACUUUAGAAACUCCUGUUUCAAUAAGCAAAACAACAUCAAUUGAUGAAUUUACAACAACUUCUCACAUAACAAAUGGAGAAAGACCAAUUUUGAUUCAAACAACUUCAACGACUUUAGAAAUUCCUGUUUCAAUAAGUAACAUAACAUCAAUUGAUCAUUCAACAACAACUUCUCAUAUAACAAAAGGAGAAAUGCCAAUAUCGAUCCAAACAACUUCAACAACUUUAGAAACUCCUGUUUCAAUAAGCAAAACAACAUCAAUUGAUCAUUCAACAACAACUUCUCAUAUAACAAAAGGAGAAAUGCCAAUAUCGAUCCAAACAACUUCAACAACUUUUGAAACUUCUUUUUCAAUAAGUAAAACAACAUCAAGUGAUGAAUUUACAACAACUUCUCACCAAACAAAAGGAGAAAGACCAAUUUUGAUCUAAACAACUUCAACGCUUUAGAAACUCCUGUUUUAAUAAGUAAAACAACAUCAAUGGAUCAUUCAACAACAACUUCUCAUGCAACAAAAGGAAAAAUGCCAAUAACGAUCGAAACAACUUCAACAUCUUUAGAAACUCCUGUUUCAAUAAGUAAAACAACAUCAAUUGAUGAAUUUACAACAACUUCUCACAUAAGAAAAGGAGAAACACCAAUUUCGAUCUUAAAAUCUUCAACAACCUUAGAAACUCCUGUUUCUUUGAGCAAAACAUUAUCAAUUGAUCAUUCAACAACUACUUCUCAAAUAACAAAAGGAGAAAUACCAAUUUCGAUCCAAACAACCUUAACUACUUUAGAAACUUCUUUUUCAAUAAGCAAAACAUCAUUAAUUGAUCAUUCAACAACAACUUCUUAUAUAACAAAAGGAGAAAUGCCAAUAUCGAUCCAAACAACUUCAACAACUUUAGAAACUUCUUUUUCAAUAAGCAAAACAUCAUCAAUUGAUCAUUUAACAACAACUUCUCAUAUAACAAAAGGAAAAAUGCCCAUUUUGAUCCAAACAACUUCACUGACUUUAGAAACUCCUGUUUCAAUAAGUAAAACAACAUCAAUUGAUCAUUCAACAACAACUUCUCAUAUACUAAAUGGAGAAAUGCCAAUAUUGAUCCAAACAACUUCAACAACUUUAGAAACUUCUUUUUCAAUAAGCAAAACAUCAUCAAUUGAUCAUUUAACAACAACUUAUGAUACAAUAAUAGGAGAAAUGCAAAUUUUAAUCAAAACAGUUUUAACAACUUUUGAAACUCCUGUUUCAUUCAGUAAAACAACAUUAUUUGAUCAAACAACAAUAACAUAUCACAUAACAAAAGGAGAAAUUUCGAUCCAAACAACUGCAUCAAGUUCAGAAACUUCUGUUUCAAUAAGCAAAACAACAUCAAAUGAUCAUUCAACAACAACUUCUCCUAUAAUAGAAAGAGAAACGCCAAUUUUAAUCCAAACAUCCACAAAAACUUCAAAAACUUCUGUUUCAAUAAGCAAAACAACAUUAAUUG
Molecule: messenger RNA, 3171 nt
Organism: Eurytemora carolleeae
Lineage: Eukaryota; Metazoa; Arthropoda; Copepoda; Calanoida; Temoridae
Product: flocculation protein FLO11-like
Exons: 1
Coding region: 1-2124 (707 amino acids)
Source: RefSeq, a predicted model, not a curated record